GGGGGCAUGGGGCAUGCGGGGCGCCAGUUCCAGGCCCUGUUUUGGAAGAACUGGCUCUGCAGACUGCGGCACCCGGUGCUCUCCCUCGCUGAAUUCUUCUGGCCAUGUAUCCUGUUCAUAAUUCUGACAAUACUUCGUUUUCAAGAACCUCCAAGACAUAGAGAUAGUUGUUACUUGCAAGCUCGAGAUCUACCCAACCGAGGCUUUGUUCCUUUUGUUCAAGGACUUCUUUGUAACACUGGGUCAAGUUGCCGGAAUGUCAGCUUUGAGAAUUCCAUGGACCACCAUUUUCGUUUGUCUAGGUUCCAGACUGUAGCUGACCACAAGAAAAUCAACAGCUUGGCCUUUUUAAAAGAGAUACAAGAUCUGGCUGAGGAAAUUUAUGAAACAAUGGACAAAGCGAGACACUUACAAACACUCUGGGUGAAAAGCUCAGAGGCCCAAGGUUCUUCUUAUGGCUUCGGUUUUUUAACAAUGGACCUCAAUAAAACUGAAGAGGUGAUAUCAGGAUUGGAAAGCCUCCACCAGCAACGUCACGUUUGGGACUGUCUACUUUCUUUGCCUAUAUUACACAUAACCAAUGCUUCUGUAGAAGAUGGUCUGUAUGCCACAGUACAUUGUCUACAGGUAGUUUUGAGUUCCUUAACAUCUCUGGGAGAAUUAGAUUGGCUACCACGCCACCAGACCUUCUUGCAGGUGUCAGGAAUUCUGAACGGGACUGUGUCGAUGCUGACGUUUCUGCAGCAGCGCCGAGCAGCCGCCAAUGAGUCUGAUGGCCGUCUGUCCCCGCAGAGUGUGGUGUGGGACCCACAGAAAGUCCAGUCUGAUCUCAAGGCUCAGUUUGGUUUGGAUGACUUUCAGAUGGAGCAGAUCCUGAACUAUUCAGCCGAGCUAAAGGAGGUGUUUGACCAGUGGCAACAGAGUGGUCUGCUUCAGAAUGUGCUGGCUGGUGUUAGCCACUGUCUAGGGGUCCUCACAGACCAGUUUGAAGAAGGGGGUGAGCCAUGGAAGGUGGCCGAAGCCCUUCAUGCUACACUGCUCCUCCUGAGUGACAGCUUGGCAGCUGGUGACCCUAGAGACAACCAUCAGUCCUCUCAGUUGUUCCAGCACCUGUGGAAAGUGCAGACGGUGCUGCAAAGCCUGCGCCCGGGGCCGGCUCUGAAGGGGCUGCUGCGGCUGGACGCUGCGCUCCGGAAUGUGAUCACCCAAGACUUGCGCUUUGUCCACGAAAUCCUCACUCACCUGAAGACUUCAGCAAAUGAGUUUAUACCCGGUGGAGCCGACCAAUGGAAACUAGAAAAAGAUGUGUUCUUUGGGGGCUUAAAGCAGCUGUGGUCACAGAAUGCCUCUGCCCGCUGCCUGAAUGGACACUUGUCGGAAGAGGCUGCCCUGCCUCCUGGGAGCUCCAGUGUCUGGGGCGCACUGUGUCACCGGGCCUCCUUCACCAGCACCAGGGUUUUAAAUGAGCUGCUCAGGGAAGUGGACAAUGCUGUUAAUAUUUUGCAAGAGACCAUUAUAGGAUGUACAAAUGGGACAGUUUCAAUUCCUGAAGAGUAUUUGGGCUGGCAAGAACUCAAGACACGGCUGUCAGAAGUGAGCCUCUCCUGUUCUCAGCUCUUCCAGGGCCCGGGGGCUGGCCUCUCACCCGAGAAUAGCUCCUCAUCUGGUGGCUGUGAGCAUCAGCUUGUCUCCACAGUGACAUCUCAUAUUCUUGAAAAAGUACAACUGUCCCUGGAACAAAUGCCUUACUGGAAAGUCUUCCCAGAAUUCAUCAGAAAGACUUGUGAAAUCACUCGAUAUGUGAAUAUGCAUGGAAGUUUCCAGAACAGCCUGAUGGCUUCCUCUGAGGACUCUCCUUGUUAUGCAGAAAACUUGGACUGGAAAGUCAUCAGUGAAAAUUAUUUUGUAUUUUUCAAUAACUUAAUGAAAUCUCCAAGAACUUCCAUAUUUAGGGCUUUAAACUUCACAAAGUACCUUCUAGUGGUGGAGAAAAGGCUGCAUGCCCCAGAGGAUGGAGAGAGUAAUGCUUUCUUAUCAUUUGUGGAAUUUUUUGUGAAUUUAUUUUUACCGUAUACGUCUGGCUUGCUAAAUGUUCCUGAAUUCUAUAACCGUUCUUCUGUCACCAAGGAUGUUCUGAGUAGAAGUAUUCUGUGGACAAAUCAAAGUUUAGAGAAAGAUGAACAUGAUGCUGAUAAUUGGACACUUUCAAGAUUUGGUAAACUUGUGACUGAAGCAAUGCAUACUCUUGACAGUCACUGGAUGAAGAAGGACUCCAGAAUUAUUUUGAGAUUUAUAGAAUUAGUACUUCUCGAAAUUGGCCCAGAGCUGCUAGAAUUAUGGCCCUAUGACAUUUCUAAAGGAGAAAGAGCUAAAUUAGAAGAAACCUUGUCUACAUUUUUAAAUUCUUCUGGUCCAGAAAAUAUGAAGAUUCCCAGUGAAAACUUUAACUUCCCUCAGUUCCUCCAUUCCAUCUGGUCAGCAUCACCAGCUAUGAACAUGGAUUUUGUACAUUUAAGUGAAGUUAUAAUACAGAAUCUCUACAACUUUGGAUUUCUGAUGCAGGAAGAGGUCUCUAUAGCCCUGGACACAAUCUAUGCUAUCCAGAACACAUCUGAUCUUUUUACAUCCCUUUCUGAACCUCAAAAACAAAAAGUGGAGAACAUUUUGACUCACAUCUACCUAAAUAUCUUCAAAGACAAAGAUUCAGCUUUACUUCUGCAGAUCUAUUCUUCAUUUUACCAAUCCAUUCAUAAACUCUUGAGCAUCCAGAGGAGGGAAUCUUUGAUCACUUACCUUGCCCAAGUCUCUAGACAGACUUUCGAUAUCAUCAAGCAAUUUAAUUCCCAAAACAUCAGUGAGGCGUUUUUGUUUUUAUCUGAGGCAGCAGGGGCACUUAGAGGGAUUUCUGAAGACUCUUACUGUCAACAGCUGCUUUCGGUUUCUCGCUUUUUGGAGCUUCGGGCCCGCUCCCUGCCAGCCGCUGAGGGCCAGCGGCCGGGCAUGAUCCACGCUACCCUGGCAGGCCUCAGGCAGCUGCUUGCCGUGGAUGAAGGCUUUCGCACUGCUUUGCUUGAGUACGUCCACCGCCUCUUCGGUGGCUCAGCAGAAGCCCCGCUGAUCAAUGAAUGCUUCGCUUGGGCAAAUGAAACCAUUUCUUCUGGGACUCACUCAGGAGAAGCGGGGUUUGCACGGACCCUUCGCUGGGCACGGGUCUUUUCCAACCGCUCAGCAGGUGCCAGUGUGGUCAGCGAGCUUUCGGCUGUGCACUGUACCCUUUCAUGGCUUCAGAUGUGGGCUGAAAUCUGGGGAUUCAUUUCCCAGAUAUUUCAAUUCGACCUGAAUAUAUUCACUCCACUUCAUGCAGGUCUCACUCAGCUUUUGGAUGAACUGGAAAAUGCUGUGAAAAUUUCCAAGAACUGCCAGGGACUAUUUCCUCCCCAUCACGCCGCUCGGCUCAUAUUACAUUUGUUUAAAAAUGUGACCCAGGCUACUGGGUUUUACAACUGGGAUGAUCUCUUAGAAUUCAGGGAUCUCUGGGUAGCAUUAGGUGAGGAAUUAGCUACUGUCAGAUCACUUGAUUUGGACCAGUUGGAGAAAUCAGUUUUCAUCAUAGAAACUUCCCUGCAGCAGCUGAAGACAUUUCCAGUGAACGCAAAUCCAACCCGGCCAUUUUUGCAGUCUCUUCUUGAUGUUUUCAUUGAGUUAAGCAAAACCUCAAAUUAUAUGGGUAAAAAUGUACAUUUGGUAAAUAAAUUUCUCUCAAAUAAUAUCUCAGAUCACGGAACAAACGUUGAAAGUGUCAUCACUGAGCUAAGAGAAACAAUAUCAUUUCUCCACAAUGUGUCACGCGAUCGAGCUUUAUUGUCCUGUAUUGACAUUUUCCAGCAGGUCACCGAGUUGGUUUUGGAAGAUGGCUUGUUAGAUUUAAACACUUCUGAGCGGACGGAACACAUUCUGGCCAGGUUGAACUCUGUGUUUUCCUCUGAGAACACCACCAGCACACUGAAAGGCUGCGACGCAUGGGUGGACAUCAUGAACCAUCUAGGCGCAAUGGACAACUCCAGUGUUUCACAAAGCCAUCUUCACAGUAUCCUGGGGAACUUUAAGGACAUAGAAAACAAAAUGAACUCUACAUUGAAAAUCUUAGCUUGGGUGCUAACUAGAAAGACACCACUUUGUUCCUUGAAUGAGUCAAAUAGAAAUUGUGUCAAUAAUGUCUUUAAAGACAUCAAUGAUUUUCUAAAUAUUAUACUUACUACAGGCUUGGAAAAAGAUAAAGUACCAAAAUUUGAGAUUUUAUCGGUUCUUUUAAAUAACUUCACACAGCAAGUCAGCAUGAUUAUCAACAACUUAACAGCAGACUUUGGUUUUUCCUCCCCAUAUAACUGGGAACAUUUUCAUGAAUUAAUUCUAAGACCUAUAGAAAUAGCAGAUAAAAUUCCUGCCGAGUUUCAAAAUCUUUGGUUGUAUGUGAUAGCACUAGGGAAGGAGGCACAAGCACUGUUAAGAGGCAUUUUCCCUAAUAUUCAGGAAAAUAAUUCCUCUUCUAACAUUGAAAAAAUAUUUAGUGUAUUUCCUACUAGUCCAAGGGAAAAGGAUCUAAGCAGGUUAAGCAGUUCAGUUCAUCACUUAGCUCAUUAUUUUGUGUUCAAUUUAUCUCAUGACCUUCAAAAUUCAUCAGAAGUAAUUCCACGUGACAUCCUGAAAGCUGUGAGUCUCAGUAUCCAACUGGUGAGAGAUGCAUUCAACUCUCUAGAGCCCGCCAUUCGUUACACUAUUCCACAAAAUGCAGGCGAUGCUCAAGUUUUAAAGAAAGUGACAUCUCUCAUGCACACUCUCCGGAAGGGAGACAUCGAGCUUUUAGUAGACCAGCUUGAACAAACUGGGGAAAGCCUGAUGGAUUUCUUUAAGAAUCUCAGCAGAUUAAGGGGUGGUAAUUUAGGGGACCACUUGCUUGUUGACUUGAUGGAAAAGUUAGUAGACAGCUCACAUUCCUGGGAUGUUAACCACCUGCUACGGCUCUCUCGCCUGUUUCCUAAGGAUGUUGUGAAGACUGUGGUGGACCUGUACUAUGCUCUUCCUCACGCUGUGGGGCUCCUACGGGAAGUCAUGGAUGAAAACAUCACGGAGGGCCUGAGGGAUGUCUACAACUUCACUCUUGUUCAUGGCAUGCGCAUUUCCAACACCACCAAGGAAGACUUUGCAGUUGUGAUCAAAAUCCUGCUGGAUGCCACUGAGUUACUGUCAGAUCAACCAGCUAUUGUUUUGGAGGCUUUAAAGUGCUUUCCUGUGGUUUGGUGCUGGAAUUACACGACUUCUGAGUUUCGGCAGAACUCAAGGGCAACACACUGUAAUGUCCGUGAGUUUCCAUCUUCUUCUUUUUAUCACUCGGUGGCCAGAUUACUGGACCGUGUCCACCUGCCAGCCGUGGCCGGAGAUUCAUUGUGUUCAAGUGAAAACUUACAAGGGGAACUAAGCCGGGAAGUGGUCUGUGUGAUUCACGAGGUAGUGGACUGGAAUUCUAUUCUUUCAGAGCUUUUGGAGCUUUUCCAUGGCAAAACUUUACUGGUGAAAACCGCGCAGGAAUUUUGGCACAAGGUGUUGCCAUCUGAAUUACUUUCUAGAAAUCAAAGUAAUGAUGACAUGUCUGAACUUUGCCCUGGUGGUACUAUAAAGCAUGUUGCCUUGAAAAUCAUAGAAGCAUUAAAAAAUGUCAACUUUACAAAACUUCUGCUAGGUGAAAGCAUUCUGGACACACUAGCCAGUUUUAGUAAGAUUGUCAACAUUACUGAAGGCCUAGAGAUGUUUGGCCCAAACAGGGUUUCCUUAAAUUUGGAAAGGAUAGUCAAAUCGAUUUCUGAUGACUGGAGUCUAAAAAAUAGUAUCAAUACCCUGCUCUCUCCACUCAUUGCCCUUCUGAAUACAAAUCUUUCAAGCAGUAGCUUCAACGCAGUAUCAAGUUUAAUUGAAAACAGUGGAGAAGUACUCAGCUCUGGAGAACUGUGGGCUGACUUUAAGCCAACUGUGGAAGAACUAGCUCACGACUUCAGCCUAAGGCAUCUGAUUUCAGAAAUUAACAGAGACUCUGAGGGUAUAAAUUCUAUGGGACUUCGAAACAUGACUUCACAGCUUUCUAAUUUUCUGGAAAUUCUGGCUUCAUCAUCAUUGAAGAAAUCAGAAAUUAUCAAAGAUUUUCUACUGGUUAUGAAGCCCUGGCUUCAAGAGCAUGCUAAUGAAGAUUACUUCAGGCUGAUACAAACAUUAUUCAUUGCCAUUGCUCAUGAGAGUCCAACUGAUGAUGUAGCUUUGUUGAUGAAGGACAUUUAUGCCUAUUUCAGCUAUCUCAGAAACAUUUCUAGGGAAGGCAAUUUAGAUGUCCCCUUUCUCACCUACCUGCUGAAUCAAGAACAGCUAACUAAUUUCUCAGUCACUCAGUUUCUUCUUGAAAGCAUUGUGAUUAAUUCAACUAAUCAAGUAGCAGUGAGUCCUCAAGAAGCAGCUCCAACUUUAAGUGACACUGACCUUCAAAUAAGGAAUUUCAUUAACCUCACCUUGAGCCAUUUAGUUAGCUUCGCCUUGAGCUAUGUACAGCCAGAAAAUGGCGGGGGAGCAGUUCUUCCUCCAGGAGGCCUAGUGAACGUCUUGGAACAGCUUUGGAGAACAUUUGCCUCCCGUUUACUCAUGGACUCUUCUGAAAACAGAAUAUCACUUCUGCUUAAAGACUUGCACAGAGACGUCACUGCAGAGAUGAGUUUUGUGCCCAAAGAUAAAAUUCUAGAAAUUCUGAAACUGGACCAAUUUCUUACUUGGAUGAAUGAAGACAGAUUGAUGAAUAUUUUUUCAAGUUUCAAGGAGUCUGUGAAUUAUCUAAUUAAAAACUUAUUUACAUCAGGCAACAGAGAACUCACUUUUGACAGUCACCAGAGACUAGCAUUCAUGCAAGAUUUAUUUCUUACCCUCCUAUUGGAACCACUGAAGAAAACUGAGAAUGAAGAUAAUAUAGACUUCCUCUCAGUGGUCAGUCAGUUGCUUUUACAGGUGAAUGGUUCUAAAGACCUCUUCAAACUCAACCAAAAUCUCAGGUCAGUUCUUCACCUUGUGAGAGAAAGUUCCACUGAAAUUGCAAAUCUUCUGGUUACUCUUUUUGACCCUGUUAAUCAGGAUUUCUGCGCCUCAUCUCCUGCGCUUCAUGAACUUGCAGAAGCUAAGCUAACUGACUUAUUGUCCUUCAUCAAUACUUCAUUCCCUUUAAGAAACAGUGAUACCUUAGUAUUGACUAGGAGAGUACUUGGUGCUAUUUCCCGAGCUAGUGAGAAAAGUCCUCUUCUGGAGCCUGUCUUAGAAGUAUCUAGAACUUUGGCCAUGCUGGUGAAUGAUAGUGCUGACUUGGGAGAUCUUGCCGCAUCAGUAGACUCCACAGUGAGUCUUCUUCAGGUGGCGAAGAAAGUUUCAAGGAAGAUGACCAUACUAUUUAGAACAUUUUCCAUCUAUAACACCAUGGACACCAUGAAAUUCUUUGACAUGCUCUAUUCGGUCAUGCAACAACAUGUUCGACAUCUUGUGAAGGAUGUGGCUACUUUGAAAGAAGUCGAUCACUUCAUAUUCGAAAAAACAAACAAUUUGUUGAUGCCAUUUCUUGACAUGGUCUUUGGGGUGAUGGGGUUGAAACCCAAUGUUUCCCAGGACUCUGAUAGCUCCAGCAUGCUAAGCGUACUUUCACAUGUGAACCAAUCUGAAGAGUUUACUUCUGUUUUGGAAGAAGUGGCUGAGUUUUUAAUUUCUGGGAAAAUCAGUUUGAGAGAUUUAGAGCAUCUCUUGGUGGUGGUGAAUAACAGGACUCAACAUUUCUCUACUGAUUCGGUCAACUUGUGGAAAGACAUUCUGGAUUGCUUAGUUCCUAUAAAUAACAUGAUCAAGCAAAUAGACUUCUUGAAGCCUAGUCGAACUUUUACUCACAGUGACCCCCAAGAUACAAAAUGGAAAGGAAUUCAUCCAGCGAACCUCCUUUUGGAUGAAAUGUUAACAGAGAACCAGACAGAAAUAGGCAGUUGCUUGAAAAUGGUGAUGAAUUUCACCUCAGAAACUCUUUGGAACAGCACAAAGGAAAGCACCUGGGAUAUUUUAAAUAUGUUAGUGACACUUGCCCAGGAUCCAAAUAACUUUUUAAAAAUCAUAGGAGCAGUUGGAGAAGCCUCUGGUGGCAUCAGAACCGACUGUGGAAAAGACUUAAGUAAAAUUUUAGUUCUCCUCUGGUCUUUGAUGGAGGACACGGAGACGGUGCUCUCAGGACCAGGGCUCCCCCGGCAUCCUGGGGGCUCUCUGUGGGUAAAUUUUGCAAGCGCUUUAUUGUCCCCUGUUUUCAAGAGUUUUCUUUAUGCAACGACCAGACAGGAUGCCACAUCAGUGGAAGAAGAGAGGGCCCAUGAGAAGGUUGAUGUCCCUCAUAGCUUCAGAGCACCGUCACACGUCAAGGACCACCUGAAGAAAUUAAUUGUGCUGAUCGAACAUUGGCGAAAAGACCCCUUGUUGGACCAAAGCGUCGCUGAGAGGUGCCACGUCCUCCGGAGGCCGCAGUCGCCCUCGGGAGCCGCGGAGCCGCUGCAGAGGGCCGAGAUGCUGCUUCUGCGGGCGGUCGUCGUCCUUGCAGAAAACCCUACCCUCACCAAGGACAUUUUGUGCACUGUGCUGAGUUGCAAUCAAGGUGGAAUAAGGCAUCUCAUUUUAUCUGCUCUGCAAGGAGUCGCUUUGGUACACAGCCAUUACCAGGAAAUUGGAAGGAUAUGGUCUUCACCUGAUCAACUAGAUUGUGAACACCUCAGCAGGAAUCUUUCACGUGCCUUGGAAAGCUUCGUAAGCCACCUGGAAAAUGCCUCCAGCCAGGACUGCACGUGCCAUCCCCUGGUGGUGACAGUUCAGCAGCACAUGGACACGUUGGCCCAAAGCUUUAAGGACACUUGGAUGUCAAGAAACCCCAUUAUGGCUUUCUUUAGCAAUUUCACAAUCACUGAGGGUAUAAAAAUAAAAGAUUUGAUGAAGAACAUCACCAAGUUAACUGAAGAUCUGCAGUCCUUUCUCCACAUGUCAGACGAAACCAUCCACAGCAUCUUAGAAGGAAACAUUUCCUAUUCCAAGGUCCUCUCCAGUGCCCUCACCAUAGCUUUGUCUGGAGAGUGUGAUGAGGAAAUUCUUCAUCUCCUGCUGACGUUUCCUGGGGAGGGAAACACCCGGCUUGCCAUGCAGGAACUCUGUGGGCUGCACGGGUCUGACGUCUACACUCUGCUUGUGGUGCUAAGCCAGAACCUGGACCUUCGGACCUUCGUCUACCAAGCUCUGAUACCCUCUGAAAUAAAAGACAUGCUCGACUCCCUGUUGGAUGUCAUUUCCAGCCUCAGCUCCCUACUUGCCAAAGCACAGCACGUUGCUGAAUACCUUCCAGAAUUUCUCCACACAUUCAAAAUCACUGCCUUGCUCAAUAUGCCAGACAUUCAACAGGUGUCGAAAGCUAGCCACGCACGAAGCCCAGGCUUUGGUUCCUUCCAGUGGGUGAUGAAGCUGAUCUGCCGGGACCACGCCUCCCUCCCUAGCAACUCUAACAUGUUCCUUAGCCUGCCCAGAGUGAACGAGCUCUUGGAAGAUGAUGAAGAUAAAUUCAACAUUCCAAAAGAUUCAACUCCAUUUUGCUUAAAGCUUUAUCAGGAAAUUCUACAGUCUCCAAACGGGGCAUUGAUGUGGUCCUUCCUCAAACCUAUAUUACACGGAAAAAUACUCUACACACCAAACUCUCCAGAUAUUAAUGAGGUCAUUCAAAAGGCUAAUCAUACAUUCUAUUUUGUGGACAAGCUAAAAAUUUUAGCAGAAACACUACUGAAGAUGUCCACCCUUUUCCAGGGAAGUGGAAAUGGCCAAAUGGCCAGUAAGCUGCAGGAAGCACUGAGUAACAAAUUUAUAAGAAAAUUUGUGGAGAGCCACUUGCAUAUUGAUGUGAACCAGCUUACAGAAAGUCUCCAGAUACAUGGAGCGAUUCUGGAUCAAACACUUAACCAUGUGGGGGCUGGACACUUCCGGUUCUUGGCCAGCAUCUUGGUCAAUUUGUCUUCCUGCGUGGUGCUGGACCGAUUCCAGGCAGUGGAGUCUGUUGACAUUCUGGAGAACAUGGCCCAUGAACUCAUGCAGCGAAACAGCUUUUUGGCCAGUGUCAUAUUCAACAGCUCCUUAGUCCGCAGGCGUAUCAGAGCCGCCUCUCUCACGUUGCCGCCCCAUGUCACAUACACAAUCCGGACCAGCGUCUUAUACAGCAUGAGGACAGACCUGAUCCAAAACCCUUCCUGGAAGUUCCAUCCGCAGAGUCUGCCAGCUGAUGGAUUCAAAUACAACUACGUCUUUGUCCCACUCCAAGACAUGAUUGAAAGGGCCAUCAUCAUGGUGCAGACUGGAAGGGAAAGCCUGGAGCCCACCACACAGACCCAGGCCGCUCCCUACCCAUGCCACACAAGUGACCUGUUCCUGAACAAUGUUGGUUUCUUCUUUCCACUGAUAAUGAUGCUGACUUGGAUGGUGUCUAUGGCCAGCAUGGUCCGGAAGCUGGUUUAUGAGCGAGAGAUCCAGAUAGAGGAGUACAUGCGGAUGAUGGGGGUGUAUCCCGCAACCCACUUCCUGGCCUGGUUCCUGGAGAACAUGGCCAUGUUGACUCUGAGCAGCGCUGCCCUGGCCAUCAUUCUGAAAACCAGUGGAAUCUUCGCACACAGUGAUGCCUUUAUUGUUUUCCUCUUCUUCCUGGAUUUUGGGUUGUCAGCUGUCAUGCUGAGCUACUUCUUAAGUGCGUUUUUCAGCCAAGCGAAUACAGCAGCCUUGUACACCAGCCUGGGCUACAUGGUCAGCUUUCUGCCCUACAUAGUCCUGUUGGUCCUACGCAGCCAACUGGGUUUUGCCAUUCAGACUCUUCUGUGCUUCCUCUCCACAACUGCCUUUGGACAAGGAGUCUUUUUCAUCACGUUUCUGGAAGGACAAGAGACAGGGAUUCAGUGGAAUAACAUGUACCAAGCGCCAGAACCAGGGGGCAUGACGUUCGGCUGGGUUUGCUGGAUGAUUCUCUUUGAUUCGAGCCUUUAUUUUUUAUGUGGAUGGUACUUCAGCAGCUUGGUUCCCGGAACCUUUGGUUUCCAGAAACCGUGGUAUUUCCCCUUCACCGCACGGUAUUGGAAAAGUCUGUGUGGCUUGAUGGAGAAGCAGCGGCUUUCUCUGAGGUCUGGUCUGUUUUUCUUCAAUGAGGACUUCAGCCAUGAAGGGUCUUCACAGAGAAACACAGCGCGAGAGCUGGAAGAAGGUCCUCCUGGAGUAUCUCUGCUGUCUGUGACCAAGGAGUAUGAGGCCCACAAGGUGGCUAUACAGGACCUCACUCUCACCUUCCACAGGGGCCAAAUCACUGCCCUGCUGGGGACCAAUGGAGCCGGCAAGACCACCAUCAUAUCCAUGCUGACGGGCCUUUACCCUCCCACUUCUGGAACCAUCCUGAUCAAUGGCAAGAACCUGCAGACAGACUUGUCUAGGGUCAGAGCGGAGCUGGGGGUGUGUCUCCAGCAGGACGUUCUGCUAGACCACCUCACCAUCCGGGAGCACCUGCUGCUCUUCGCUUCCAUAAAGGCUCCAUGGUGGACGAAGACGGAGCUACAGCAGCAUGUCAACAAAACUCUUGAUGAAGUGGGGUUAACACAGCACCAGCACAAAGCAGCCCAAGCCCUUUCUGGAGGCAUGAAGAGGAAGCUGUCCAUUGGCAUUGCUUUCCUGGGCACAUCAAGCACCGUGAUUCUCGAUGAGCCAACCAGUGGGGUGGAUCCUUCCUCUCGUCGCAGCCUCUGGGACAUUCUGCUUAAGUACCGGGAAGGCCGCACUAUCGUUUUCACAACACACCACCUGGACGAGGCUGAGAUGCUCAGUGACCGUGUGGCCGUCCUCCAGCAGGGCCAGCUUCGGUGCUACGCUCCUCCUUCCUGCCUGACAGAGGCCCACGGCCAAGGCUUCACCCUGUCGCUUGCCAAACAGAACUCUGUUCUGGAAGCUCAUGAUCCCAAGGGUGUAGCUCCUAUUACAUUCCUUGUACAGAGCUAUAUUCCACAAGCAUCUCUCAAAAACACCAAUGGGAGAGAGCUGACCUACCUCAUCCCCAAGGACUCAGACAAGACCUGCUUCAAAGGACUUUUCCAGGCCCUGGAACAGAACCUACAGCAACUGCACUUGACUGGGUAUGGCAUCUCAGAUACCACCUUAGAAGAGGUAUUUCUGAUGCUUUUGCAAGAUCCCAAGAAGACAUCUCACAUUUCCCCAGUAACCAAGUUAGAGCCUCAAAGUGAGAAACCUGUUGGAUCCUCUCCUGUCCCCUGUGGCUCUCCCACACCUUGCCCAUCUAUGUGGACCCCGCGUGAGCCAGCGCAAGGACACUUACUGCUUCUGACCCAGGUGACUGCACUGCUGAAAAAGCGGCUGCUGCACACGCUGCGAGACUGGAGGAACACAGCCUCGGCGCUGGGGCUGCCCGUGCUGUUUGUGGCCUUGGCCAUGGGCUUGUUCAUGGUGCAGCCUCUGGCCACCACCUACCCUCCCCUCAAACUGACACCUGGCCACUAUGAGAGGGCCGAAACUUACUUCUUCAGCAGUGGGAAUGAUGACGCGGACCUCACGCACAUACUCUUGCAGAAGUUUGGAGACCAGGAUCCUCUCUGUGCUGGGGCAGACCCACAUGGGAAGAAUUCUUCAGGCUGGCAUAGGGGUCUCUAUUCUCAUCCGGAAUUCCAGGAUUCAUGUGGCUGUGUGAUGUGUCCAAAUAGAAGUUCCAGCACUCCCUACCGGACCAACUGUCUGGGACACACACUACUCAAUCUGUCAGGCUUUGAUGUGGAGGAGUAUUUGCUGGCACCAUCUGCAAAACCAAAACUUGGAGGUUGGUCUUUUGGAGUGCAAGCCCCUGAGGAAGUUCAAGAUGUGGAUACAAACUUCUCUAAACCAAGAACUCUGGCCAAGGUGUGGUAUAACCAGAAAGGCUUCCAUUCCCUACCUUCUUACUUAAAUCAUCUCAACAACCUGAUUUUGUGGCGACAUUUAUCCCCUCUCACUGCAGACUGGAGACAGUAUGGAAUCACACUCUACAGCCACCCAUAUGGAGGGGCCUUGCUGAAUGAAGACAAGAUCCUGGAGAGCAUCCGUCAGUGUGGCGUCGCCCUCUGCAUUGUUCUAGGAUUCUCUAUCCUGUCAGCAUCCAUUGGUAGCUCUGUGGUGAGAGACAGGGUGACCGGAGCCAAAAGGCUACAACACUUAAGUGGCCUUGGUCACAGGACAUAUUGGCUGACUAACUUCUUGUAUGACAUGCUCUUUUACUUGGUUUCCGUCUGCCUGUGUAUCUCCAUGAUAGUCGCCUUCCAGUUAUCAGCCUUUACUUUCCGGGAGAACUUGGCGGCCACAGCUCUCCUGCUGGCACUUUUCGGAUAUGCAGUACUUCCAUGGAUGUAUUUGAUGUCUAGAAUCUUUCCUAGUCCCGAUGUGGCUUUCAUCUCCUACAUAUCCUUGAACUUUAUCUUUGGCCUGUGCACCAUGCUAAUGACCACCAUGCCAAGGCUCCUGGCCAUCAUUUCCAAAGCUCAGAAUUUGCAGGAUAUCUAUGAUGUCCUCAAGUGGGUGUUCACUAUUUUUCCUCAAUUCUGCCUGGGCCAAGGACUAAUUGAACUCUGCUAUAAUCAGAUCAAGUAUGACCUGACCUACAACUUUGGCAUUGAUUCCUAUGUGAGUCCCUUUACGAUGAACUUCCUGGGCUGGAUCUUUGUGGUGUUGGCCUUGCAGGGCACAGUUCUUCUCCUCUUGAGGAUUCUGCUACAUGGGGACCUACUGUGGUGGUCAAGGGGUCACUCUGCCCUCCAAGGCACAUGCAAGUCUGCCAGGGACAUAGAUGUGGAAGAAGAACAGAUGAGGGUGCUUGAAGGAAGGACCAGUGAAGACAUUAUGGUGUUGUACAAUCUUAGUAAAAGUUACAGGGGUGUUUUCAAGAAGGCUGUGGCUGUGCGAGGUAUCAGUCUGGGCCUCCGGAGAGGAGAGUGCUUUGGGCUGCUUGGUGUGAACGGCGCUGGGAAGAGCACAACAUUCAAAAUCCUGGCCGGGGAACUUCCUCCGAGUUCAGGACAUGUGGUCAUCAGGACUCCCCAAGGGGAUGCUGUGGGUCUGCCUGCUGCUGGCCGGGCAGGCAUUCGCAUUGGCUACUGUCCACAGCGAGAUGCCCUGGAUGAGCUCCUGACAGGUUGGGAACAUCUCCAUUACUACUGCAGCCUGCGUGGAAUUCCAAAGCACUGCAUCCCAGAGCUCUCUGCAGACCUUGUAAGGCGUCUACAUCUCGAGGCUCACGCAGACAAGACAGUGGCCACCUACAGUGGGGGAACCAAACGGAAGCUCUCCACAGCCCUGGCUCUGGUGGGGAAACCUGACAUUCUUUUACUGGAUGAGCCCAGCUCUGGGAUGGAUCCUUGCUCGAAGCGGUGCCUGUGGCAGACAAUCAUGCAGGAGGUUCGAGAUGGCUGUGCUGCAGUGCUGACCUCUCACAGCAUGGAAGAGUGUGAGGCUUUGUGCACCAGGCUGGCCGUAAUGGUCGAUGGCAGCUUCAGAUGCCUCGGCCCUCCGCAGCACAUCAAGAGCAGAUUUGGUGAUGGUUAUACCAUCAAAGUUUGGCUCCAUAAGGAAGCAAAUGGACCUGAUACUAUUUCGGACUUCCUGAAGCUCCACUUCCCAGGAAUCCGGUUUAAGGGACAGCAUCUUAAUUCCCUGGAGUAUCAUGUGCCAAAACAUUGGGAAUGCCUAGCUGACUUGUUUGGCAUUCUAGAGAACAACAAGAGCCUCCUGAGGAUUGAGCAUUAUUCCAUUAGCCAGACCACUCUGGAACAGGUGUUUAUUAAUUUCACUACUGAGCAGCAAACUUCAUAUGCUCCUCUUGACCCAUCCACGGGCCAUCAUCACCCACAUCACAUACCCAUUUAGUGACUGGAGGAGCAAGUUUGUCUUCUGUGACAGUUAAUAUCAAGCACCAAACACACACAGCUGAGGAGUUGGAACAUAUGCUCCAGAAAGUGACUGUAUAUUCACUCUUUCAUUUUAUAUUUGGAAUAACCAGCAAAUGGAUGAUCAUUCCUUCUAUAGACUCUUAGAGUUUCUCUGGUACUUUCUGCUCACAGAGCUAAAUGGGCUUUCUUCUCUGUGGGAAAGGCAGGAAUGAAUGUGCAAAGUCCAAACUGGUAUGUUCAGGAGCCAAAAUGGCCAUUUUUCAUGACACAGACUAAAUAUUUCAUUUUUCUCUUAAGAAAAUCAAGGCCCCAAAUUAUUUGUGCAAGAAAGUAUAUCAAAGACUGUUUUCUGUUUUUGUCACCUUUCUAGAUAUGCUUCAUGCUUUUAAAUAAAACCUUAGUGAUAUAAAUGCAUACUUGGCCUAAAACUGAAUGACUAUAUAUGACAUGACAUGAAGCAGUGCCAUGAUGCAUGCAAUAUGUACACUCAAAAAACAAGAAUCAAACCAUUAGCCAAAUGAAAGACCUUGAAUAUUUGCUCUUGAUCAUUUAUAUCAGUCCUGCUAGAAUCUCACAGAAUAAUUUUAUUAUGGGUAUCCAUCAAGAAAGAAAACUGGAUUGUUUUCUUAAUUUGAAUGAAUAAUUACUUGUUGGUUUCCACAGUGUGGUGGUUCCACUGUCCAGCCCCCACUUCAGAGAAAGUGACCCUCAAACCCAUGGGCUGGCACCAAGAACUGUGGAUUUCAACAUACGUAAUCCAGUGUCACAGUCAGUGGCCUAAGUAAUUGUCUAGAUUUACCUUCUAAUGAUGUGUGUGAUGUUUGCACAGUGUAUAGUAACAACACUAAUUUUAAAUAUGUUUCACAAAUUUCUAAGAAGUAUCAUUCUCAGAAUUUUCCUCAAAAACAUGGCUUCCUAAAGGACUAUAGAAGUAAUAAUCUACAUCUCACAGUUAUUAAGAUUAUAUGUUAAUAAAAUCAAUGUAUUUGCUGUUAAAAAUUAAAAUUAAAAAUUAAAGUAAUAAUCUACAUCUCACAGUUAAUAAGAUUAUAUGUUAGUAAAAUCAGUGUGUUUGCUGUUAAAAAAUAGUUUCCAGUCAGGCUUUUCUGAGCAUUUUUAAGAGAAUCCUCCAAUUUUCAAUAAAAUGCCACGUUAAUUUCAUUAUGAGAUUUGCCCUUUUCCAAAUUAGCAUCUAGUAAUAAUAGCUCAUUAUAGAGAAAAACAAUUGUGACAUUUCUAUCCAAAGAUUUCAUUAAAUCUGUAUUUACUGCAUAUAAUUUUAUAUCAGAAAUACUUUUAAAUAAUAGGAAUUAGAAUUGUGGACAGCUUUGAUGUCAGUUGUUUUGAUUAAGAUGUAUCACAUGAAUUAUGCUGUCCUUAAAUAUGUUACAAUUUAGAAUUUUAUAAUUUUUUUCCCACCACUUCUGAUGUAGUAUAAUUGUGAACAUAAAGGACAUACUCUUUUUCUGUUGUUGAAUCAAUGAAUAUCAAUUCAUGUAACUUGAAUAUACUUAUAUACUGCAGUGAAUAAAUGAAGUAUGCCAUAAUUGAACCUGG
Molecule: messenger RNA, 16589 nt
Organism: Jaculus jaculus (lesser Egyptian jerboa)
Lineage: Eukaryota; Metazoa; Chordata; Mammalia; Rodentia; Dipodidae
Gene: Abca13
Product: ATP binding cassette subfamily A member 13
Exons: 61
Coding region: 7-15009 (5000 amino acids)
Biological process (GO): transmembrane transport; lipid transport
Cellular component (GO): membrane; intracellular membrane-bounded organelle
Molecular function (GO): ATP hydrolysis activity; ATP binding; lipid carrier activity
Source: RefSeq, a predicted model, not a curated record